This is a messenger RNA of Candidula unifasciata, 2730 nucleotides long. NCBI's taxonomy places the organism in Eukaryota, Metazoa, Mollusca, Gastropoda, Stylommatophora, Geomitridae. The record is from the annotation of a GenBank genome assembly.
AUGGGUAAUUUACCAUGUGUAGGAGAAAAAGAUGAAGCGUGGAAACAACAAAACAAAGAAAUGGAAGCGAAUCCAGCUUACCAGUUCGUUAAUCUCACAAAAGGGGGUUCUCUCAUAGAAGCCUAUAACAAGGAAGGGCCACAACAAGUGGUGCAGAUUGCACGAAAUGAAAUGGCCGCUUUCUUGUACGAUGUUGAUGGGAAAACGCAUCGGAUCACAGAGAGUGAGUUUCUUCGGUGGAAAUGGAAGUGUUCUCAGAAAGCUUCGGGUUCAGACAAAACAGAAACAAUCUCUGAUCAAAAGUUGAAAGCCGCCCAUGUUGAAGACUAUUUCCAUAAAUUUACUCCUCACGAUGCAUGCUGGGAUCUGGACAAACGAGGGGGUGUUGGAGAGACGCCCUUUCACCUCUUAUUUUUAAUGGACUCUCCCGUUCAUUUUGAAGUUGCCAAGAUUUUGCUGAUGCUGUAUCCAAACCUGGCACUGGAUGUUUACGAGGGCGAAGAGUACUACGGAGAAAGCGCCUUACACAUAGCAAUAGUGGUGGGAGACUUUGAGCUGGUGCAGCUGCUAGUGGAGGCCGGCGCAGACGUCAAUCAGAGGGCAACCGGAAGAUUCUUCUUGCCUGAAGAUCAGAAGAAGGGCUACACAGGACACACGAAUUAUGAAGGAUAUGCAUAUUAUGGUGAGUACCCUUUGGCUUUUGCUGCCUGUCUGGGACGGACGGAGAUCUACGACUACCUCCUGGAACAUGGUGCUCAUCCUGACCUGCAAGAUGUCUUCGGAAACACCGUUCUGCAUAUGGUGGUCAUUUCUAACCAAUCAAAACAGAUGCAGCAGAGAAGAAGUAGGGGCCGUAUCUGUGAAAUGUACCGCUACGCCUUACAUCAUCACAAAAUCAGAGCCAGCACUUGUGUGAAGAACAAUGACAAACUGGCUCCUCUAGCAUUGGCCUGCAAACUGGGCAGAUAUUCUAUUUUCAAGGAAAUGAUGGAUUUAGAUAGUAUUGAAUUUUGGCGUUUCAGUACCACGCUCUGUUCAGCACAUCCACUCCAUACACUGGAUACUAUAGCACCGGAUGGAAGUACAAACAAAAAUUCUGCUCUAAUGAUCAUUGUCAAUGGGGACAAAGAGGAUCACCUAGAGAUGCUAGAGGGAGGUGUCAUGAGGCAACUUCUCAUCGAGAAAUGGAAGACAUUCGCCAAGAAGCAAUUUAUGCUGCGCCUCGUCUUCGCAGUGACCCACAUUGUUAUGUUUAGUAUCUGUGUCUACACUCGACCAAUGGGAAGUAGGUUGCUGGAGUACAGAGGCAGUGUAGAUGCGGUGCGAUAUACUUGUGAAAUAAUGGUCACCCUGAACUGUCUGGUGAAAGUGCUUUAUGAAGUCACGGAGAUUUUCCGGCAAGGCAUCCACACGUUUAUAAAUAUCUGUUCACACGCUCCAGCCCAGACGGUGUACCUCAUCUCAUGCCUGUUGUUGCUGGCGUGUCUACCAUUACGACUGAGUCGUCUCCACGCUGUGGAAGACAUCCUGGUGAUCCUGGCUGCCCCCUGUGUCUGGUCUUCUCUACUGUUCUUUGCCAGAGGCUAUUCACUGACAGGUCCUUUCGUCACGAUGAUUUACAAGAUGAUAGUUGGAGAUCUGUUUCGGUUUGGCAUCAUCUACGUUAUAUUUCUUGCUGCCUUUACCCAAGUUUUCUUCUUCCUGUUUCACGAUGUUAAAGUUGAAGAGAAUACGGAUUUGGACAAAUUUUCCACUUUUCCAGAAGCUAUUCUGAAAAUUUACCAGAUGUCUUUUGGGGAGUUCAAGUACGAUGUGUUUAACCUGUCCCAUUACGCACCUUUGACAAAGAUCAUUUUCGGCUUAUUCUUGAUUUUGGUGCCGAUUCUACUCCUGAACAUGUUGAUUGCAAUGAUGGGCAACACACAUCUCAAAAUUAUCUCUAAAUCCACCAAAGAGUGGUGGAAACAGUGGGCCAAGAUUGUGGUUGUUCUCGAGAGUGGUAUUUCAAAGAAGAAGUUGCUACAGUAUCAGAAAGCCUACUCUGUGACACUGGCGGCUUCAUCAGAGCAGAGGGCUCUGGUUGUCAUCAGUCUGUGUUCAAAGUCCAAGGCCAAGAAACGCAAGGAGGCCGUGUUUAGAUGGAAGGCAUUGUCAAGGGAGAUAAUAUAUCAGUUACAUCACAGCAACUUGCAGAGGCAGCAAUUUGUUCUGAAAGAGUCGCUGAGAAAAGGUCGGCUUCUUGACGAGGAAAACCACACAAUGCUGACUAGUACAGUAACGGAACUUGCUUGGGUUAAAGACAUUGAUCUGACAAAAGGUCACUCAUUCGUGACAGACAAAGACAGUGUCCACUCCUACUCACCUUGUGACUUGUCUCCUAGCUUCCUUCGCUCGCCUGCGCAUGCAGUUAAUGGUUCACCAAUAAAAACAUACAUUGCCACACACCUUGAGGAUUCGAACCCACACGAGGUAACGGGAAAAGCUCCCUCAACUCCAAAGAAAAGAAGACGAAGGAUUGUACACAACAAAGUAUACCCAUUAAUUACAACGGAAAAAGAAGUUGUAAUGAAUGCAUCAGAUACGCUACAGAGUUUUGUUCUAGACGAUUCUGAAUCUGACGUUUGGGAUCGCAUUUCCUUUGAUGAUCAGCUCAGUGAAGAAGAAAAGAUGCAGAUCACAAAUAAGGAUAGCUCACAACCUCAAGGUUCUGUAGCUGACGACCGAGUUUAA